UUCACUGCAUAAUAAACAUAACUACUGAUAAGUGAUAACACUACCCUUACGAUAUUGAUAUUACAGUACAUCUUUACUCCCCAUUUGAAUAUUUUAUUUUUAAUCUAUUAAUCUUAUGGCUAUAAGCUUUAUUAAACUAUGAUGGGAUGUUAAACAGUACAAGAACUUGUUUGAUUGUAGUCCUACAUUUUAUAUUAAACAAAACAAUAACUUGAUUGUUACUUGAAAACGGAAUCUUGUUUGCAGGUUAUGGGGACUGAUUGGUUAAAAAAGCCUAUCAAAGGUUUGUUAUUAGACAUAUCUGGAGUUCUUAAAAACGGCGAUGAAGUAGUUAAUGGAUCCCUAAUCGCAUUGGAGAAGUUGAGAUUUAGUAAACUUCCAUUCAGACUUGUUACAAAUGAAACUCAAUCUACAAAGGCCGCCUUGGUAAAGGAACUUAAUAAGCUUGGUUUUAACAUAAAUGAAGAGGAAGUCUUUGCACCAGUUCCAGUAGUAGUUAAAAUGUUAGAAAAAAAUAAACUAAGACCCUUCUUACUUGUCCACAAGCAGGUACUGAAGGAAUUUAAAGACAUUGAGACAAGUGAUCCAAACUGUGUUGUAAUUGGAGAUGCUGGACAAAACUUCACAUUUGACAACUUAAACAAAGCUUUCCGCUUGCUCAUUGAUCUGCCUGAACCAGUAUUUUUCUCUUUAGGCUCAGGAAAAUAUUACAAAGAAAAGGAUGGACUGACACUUGAUGUUGGCGCAUUUGCUAAGGCACUAGAAUUUUCUUCUGGUGUGAAGCCAAGAGUUAUUGGAAAACCUGAUCCAACGUUCUUCCUAGCAGCUGUAGAAGACAUGAAUCUCUCACCCUCUGAGGUGGUGAUGAUUGGGGAUGAUAUAGAGUCAGAUGUAGGAGGAGCCCAGGCAUGUGGUCUCCGUGGAGUGUUGGUCAAGACAGGCAAGUUUAGGCCUGGAGAUGAGUCACAUCCAAGAGUCAAACCAGAUGCCAUAGUCAUCAACCUUUACCAAGCUGUGGAAAUGGUCCUUAACAGCCCUGAGACACUAUCGUGAUACUUGUCCUACUUGUUAAUCAAAUGGAACAAAACUUAAAUAAAUCAAAGAUAUCAUUGUU
This is a messenger RNA of Macrosteles quadrilineatus (aster leafhopper), 1114 nucleotides long. RefSeq names its product phospholysine phosphohistidine inorganic pyrophosphate phosphatase-like. Gene Ontology annotation, cellular component: cytosol. The transcript has 5 exons. Gene Ontology annotation, biological process: dephosphorylation. The record is from RefSeq and is a predicted model, not a curated record. The coding region runs from base 250 to 1053 and encodes 267 amino acids. Gene Ontology annotation, molecular function: inorganic diphosphate phosphatase activity; phosphatase activity. Lineage: Eukaryota; Metazoa; Arthropoda; Insecta; Hemiptera; Cicadellidae.